Fusarium sp. VM40 is the source of this 741-nucleotide messenger RNA. The record is from the annotation of a GenBank genome assembly. NCBI's taxonomy places the organism in Eukaryota, Fungi, Ascomycota, Sordariomycetes, Hypocreales, Nectriaceae.
AUGGCUACCGUUGAAGCCACUUCCCAAACCACCUACCACUGUCACACACAGGAGGAGGAAGACCCAAGCUGGGGUCCCGCUCCCAUUUCCAACCUCGCCGGCACCACCGGUGAUAACGCACCAGAUCAGCCUGAUUCUCUCGUCGUAGGCUACGGUGAAAUCGUGCCUCGAUGGGAUGUUAAUACGACUGGUCCUGUAAAGCUUCAGUACUUUGUGGCCAUAGACACUUUUCCUUCCCCCAGCGUCGCCCAGACUGCGGCGAAGGAGUUUCAGGCCGCAGCCGAGUCUUGGAAUGAACUCGACCUUGGCGUUUCGAUUUCUGAGACAACCGACCAAGAAGCAGUAAACUUCAACUUGGUCUACAAAGUCAAUACCCUAAAGUCAGAAAUGGGCACUCUGGCUCAAGCUUUCUUCCCUCACGAGACCAACGAGGAGGUCAUUGUCUUCAAACUGGCCUUAGGACCCCAGUAUCUGCCUAUUCUGAAGAACGUCUUCCAGCACGAGAUAGGCCACAUCCUCGGUCUGCGCCAUGAAUUCGCCAUCGAACAGGAAGGGCUUGGUGCUGUGCAGAUCUUUGAGAAGAAUCGGAAAUCUGUCAUGAGCUACAACUUCCCUCCCAGGAUCCAAGAUAGUGAUCGUCAGCAAAUCACUGAGUUUUACAAGCUUGCCAACGGGUACAUGAUCGAUAACAGUCCUAUUACGGACUUUCAGCCCCAGAUCCGUCGCAAAGGGAGGAACUGA